This is a messenger RNA of Gadus chalcogrammus (walleye pollock), 2214 nucleotides long. RefSeq names its product cholinergic receptor, nicotinic, gamma (gene chrng). Lineage: Eukaryota; Metazoa; Chordata; Actinopteri; Gadiformes; Gadidae. The transcript is spliced from 12 exons. Gene Ontology annotation, cellular component: synapse; neuron projection; postsynaptic membrane. Gene Ontology annotation, biological process: chemical synaptic transmission; signal transduction; monoatomic ion transmembrane transport. Bases 25 to 1692 code for a protein of 555 amino acids. Gene Ontology annotation, molecular function: transmembrane signaling receptor activity; acetylcholine-gated monoatomic cation-selective channel activity. The record is from RefSeq and is a predicted model, not a curated record.
GCGGCCCCACACACCGAUGGCCAGAUGGAUUGUGGAUGUCUGUUAUCAUUCCUCUUCAUGCUGUGUGGGAUUUCAACCACAGCAUCUGCAGUGAACCUGGAGGACGAGCUCUUCAGGGACCUGAUGAAGGGCUACAACAAAAACAUUCGGCCCAUGGAGCAGAGCGGGGACAUCACAAAGGUCUACAUCAAGAUGACCCUCACCAAUCUCAUCUCGCUGAGUGAAAAGGAGGAGGCCCUGACCACCAACGUUUGGAUAGAAAUGCAAUGGUGUGACUACCGGCUGAGAUGGGACCAGGCCCCCAGGUCUGCCCUUUACGGGGACAUCACCCACGAGCUCCGCAUCCCCUCCAAGAGGAUAUGGCUGCCUGACGUCAUCCUGGAGAACAAUGUGGAUGGACAGUUUGAGGUUGCACUUUACUGCAACGCGUUGGUUUCCCCCAACGGCUGCGUGUACUGGUUACCUCCGGCCAUCUACCGCAGCGCCUGCCCCAUCGUGGUCAACUACUUCCCCUUCGACUGGCAGAACUGCUCCAUGGUCUUCCGCUCCGAGACAUACAGUGCCAAUGAAGUAGAACUUUAUCUCAAAGAGGAAGACAACCACACGUUAGAAUGGGUGGAUAUUGACCCAGAGGCCUUUACAGAGAACGGAGAGUGGGCGAUCAAACACAGACCAGCCAAGAAGCUGAUCAACCCGCUGUACACAAAGGACGACCUGCAGUACCAGGAGGUGGUCUUCUUCCUCAUCAUCCAGAGGAAGCCCCUGUUCUACAUCAUCAACAUCAUCGCUCCCUGCGUGCUCUUCUCCUCCCUCGGCCUGCUGGUCUUCUUCCUGCCUGCUAAAGCCGGUGGCCAAAAAUGUACAAUGUCCAUCACCACUCUGCUGGGACAGACUGUGUUCCUCUUCCUCAUCGCCAAGAAGGUUCCAGAGACCUCCAAAGCCGUACCCCUGAUUGGAAAGUACCUCAUGUUUGUGAUAUCCUUCACCACCAUGGUUGUGAUGAACUGCGUGGUAGUCCUCAACGUGUCCCUGAGAACCCCCAACACCCAUAAGAUGAGCGACAGAGUGCGGAGGAUCUUCCUCAACAUCCUGCCGCGUCUGCUGAGGAUGCAGAUGAAGCCCUGGACGCCUGACGGGGGGGAUUCGGUCGGCGACUGGGCGGGGGGUAAGGACCCCCAUCGGGCGGGGAACGGCGCUGACCGGCUCCCCUGCCACCACCAGCGCCGCCGCAGCUCCAUGGGGCUGAUGGUAAAGGCGGAGGAGUACGUCCUGAAGACCGCCCGCACAGAGCUGAUGUUCUCCAGGCUCCGGGAGAGGCAGGGCCUCAUAAGGACCGUCUUUGAGAAGCUGUAUGGCGAUCUGGAAGAUGUCAACGCAGAGAAGCUUGAGAACAGCCUGGCUACGAUAUCUCCCGAGCUGAAGCAGUGUGUGGCCUCCUGCAAACACAUUGCAGAGACCGCUCAGGGGCAGAAUCGCUUCCAGAAUGAGAAUGAAGAGUGGUUCCUGCUCGCCAGGGUGAUUGACAGGGUGUGUUUCAUCGUCAUGGCGCUGAUAUUCUCUAUCGGAACCGUUGGGAUUUUUCUCAUGGGGCAUUUCAACCAGCCCCCCUCCAUGCCCUUCCCCGGGGAUCCCAGGAGGUUCCUGCCCCCGCUGGGCAACAUGACCGGGGUCGGGACGGGAGCAGAGGGCUGAUCCACGGAGGCUGUCCUACACUCCCUGGAGGGCUUCACCCAUUCAUCAGCAGUGACAAAUCUGCUUGGAUGAUUUCCCUUUCUGACGCCUACGCAGAGAGAUGAGAGAACGACAGAGAUACACAGAUGAUUGUAAUGCCAUUUGGCUGAGUUGUACUUUGUCUGUUCAGCGGCUCUUCAGACUGACUCUAAGUGAGCCAAAUGGCCGGUUCCUUGUUGACCAAGGGAUUCACUGGACGAGUUGGAAUGAUAUGGACAAGCUCACCGCUGCACACUAGCAUCAGCUGUAUCUGAUGUUUGGUGUUACUUAAACUAAUGCUUUUAUAAUAAACUAGCUUUUAUAAAACACAACAAUCCCCUUUUCCUUCUAGGAGUCUGUAACUCCACCCCCACCUUCAUGUUGAUCAGUUUUUUUUGCCAACUUCUAGGCACAUUCGACAAGAGAUUUCUUAAUGUUUUGUAUUUAACCAAUAAAGAUGAUAUUGUUAUAUCGGUCCCCCCGUCCCUUUAUGAUGAGCUCUGA